Molecule: messenger RNA, 1786 nt
Organism: Macroventuria anomochaeta
Lineage: Eukaryota; Fungi; Ascomycota; Dothideomycetes; Pleosporales; Didymellaceae
Exons: 1
Coding region: 249-1667 (472 amino acids)
Cellular component (GO): catalytic step 2 spliceosome
Source: RefSeq, a predicted model, not a curated record
CUCAUCGUUCCAGCUGUUAGGCGUGAGUGGUUGCAUCAACUAGGUAAGGCUGAAGGCGGUGACACUUAUUCUGCCACCAGGCUACGCCCUCACCUACACUUUCCCACCUUUUACAAACACACAUCUACCAAACUCAGAGUCGCGACCGCCUCUAUGAUUACAUGACACAAUCUAUAGGCGCGUUUGGCUUGUGAUCAAACCGCCUAGCUCUAUUCACGUCCAACACGCAGCCUGCCUAACUACCGAACAUGGCCUCCAACUCGACGAUGCUCACGAAGCGCAGCGCUGCUGGUGCGCUCAUGCCGCCUCCUCCAGCACCAAAGCGAAUAACGCGGCCUUCUGUAGUCCUCGACGAAGAUACGUAUGUCUCAGCGGUAUCACACAUCAUUCGGCGCGACUUCUUCCCGGGGCUGGCCGAGUCAGAUGCACAGCGCGAAUACCUGAAUGCGCUGGAGAGUAAGGACAAGGCAUGGAUCCGCGAAUCUGGCAAGAAGCUCACCCAGGUCAUGACACCUGUGCCCCAUGGUCAAAGGCGAGCAGCGGACAGAACAAGAUUCAGUAGACCAGGCGGCGCAAGCUCUACAGACAAGACUCCCAGCGUCUGGGGCGCAGAUACACCCGUCACAGUCGCCGGCACCGGUGCAGACGAAGAACAUGAAGACGGACUAGGAAAGCUAGACAAAGUCGACCUCGACAUGUCCCUCAACGCCUUCCAAGCAAAGUACACCUCCGAAGACCAAGAAUCCUUCAGCGCCAUAAUCGACAAACAAAACCAGAAGAAAUUCGAAAAGAACACCUGGCUCCACGACGGCAACCGUUACGCCUCCAAGCAGCGCCUUGCCCAGCAAAAAGUCCUCGCCGCAAACGCCGCCUCAGACUCGCAAGCCCUCACCGUCCGCCCAAGCCAGAACCUCGACGACCGCCCCGCCGCGCCCACGAUGCACAAACACACCGCCUUCAACACGCUCAUGUUCAACCCUGACUCUGUUGAGUCCUGGGCCUCGACGAACGUUGCCCGCGCAGAAAGUGCGUCUCUUGCGCCCCCGAGACAGACAAGGUAUGCGAACACGCGCCUCCCUGCUGAAACUGAACCCCUGCCGCGACCGGCGAGUCCUACGCUCUCUGCGAUUCGGGAUGCGGUGUCGGGCAAGCCGAGACUAGGCGCGAGUGAGGGCGGGUACACAGGCAGUGAGACGCCGCGAGUGAAUGGGUAUGCGUUCGUGGAUGCGCAAGCGCCUGAGUCGGACGACGAGGAUGCGCCAGAAGAUCUAUUAGAGCGCUUCGGCGUGACAGGAGAAAGUGCAAGCAAAGCAACGCCCUUCAGUAUGGCCGAAGCGAGCGAGAGAGAGAAGAUGCAUCACAAGAUGGUGGAUCAGAUCGGCGCGAAGCGCGCUGAAGGUGCGAGUAACAGAGCCGGGCCAGCGGGCAAGGGGUUGGGAAUAUUUACGAGCGAAACACCGCGUUUCUUGAGCGCGCCUACACCGGCGACAAGACUUGCGGCGCAGACGCCAGGAAGGAAAGGCAAGGGCGAUCUUACUCCUGCGGCGCAGAGGCUGCUCGAGAGAAUGGGCAAGACGCCGAGAGGCAAUGGAGCAGGAGGCUUUGGUAGCAGGAGUGGGAAGGGGCAAGAUUGGACGCCAGUUUCCAGAGCGAAAAGGAAGCCAUGAUAGCUUAUGUGGAAUAGUACGGAGAGGAGGUGAUACCGGCCUGUACGAAGUGCUCGAGCGGGUUGGUGGAGGGCUAGUGAUACGCAAAUGAGAAUACUCAUACAUUCAUUCGAGAUGUC